Molecule: messenger RNA, 729 nt
Organism: Liolophura sinensis
Lineage: Eukaryota; Metazoa; Mollusca; Polyplacophora; Chitonida; Chitonidae
Product: proteoglycan 4-like
Exons: 2
Coding region: 1-729 (242 amino acids)
Source: RefSeq, a predicted model, not a curated record
AUGCUACCCACCCAGCCCAAGACACCAGGCAGGAUACUAACCAACCCAAGACAUCAGACACGCUACCCACCCAGCCCAAGACAACCAGGCACGAUACUAACCAACCCAAGACAUCAGACACGCUACCCACCCAGCCCAAGACAACCAGCCCAAGACACCAGGCAGGAUACUAACCAACCCAAGACAUCAGACACGCUACUCACCCAGCCCAAGACACCAGGUACGAUACCAACCAACCCAAGACAUCAGACACGCUACCCACUCAGCCCAAGACAACCUGGCACGAUACCUACCAACCCAGGACAUCAGACACGCUACCCACCCCGCCCAAGACAUCAGACACGAUACCCACCCAGCCCAAGACAACCAGUCACGAUACUAACCAACCCAAGACAUGAGACACGCUACCCACCCAGCCCAAGACAACCAGUCAUGAUACCUACCAACCCAAGACAUCAGACACGAUACCCACCCAGCCCAAGGCACGAUACCAACCAGUCCAAGACAUCAGACACGCUACCCACCCAGCCCAAGACAACCAGGCACGAUACUAACCAACCCAAGACAUCAGACACGCUACCCACCCAGCCCAAGACACCAGAUACGAUAACAACCAACCAAAGACAUCAGACACGCUCCCCACCCAGCCCAAGACAACCAGUCACGAUACCAACCAACCCAAGACAUCAGACACGAUUCCCACCCAGCUCAAGACACCAGAUACCAUAA